AUGGCCGCCGUGCCAGAGCCUGACUAUUAUGAGCUUCUGGGUGUGCAGCGCGGUGCCACGCUUCAGGAGAUCCGCGCAGAGUUCCGGAAGAAGGUCUUGGCUGAGCACCCGGACAAGGGCGGAGACCCCAAGAAGUUCCAGCUGCUGAACAAGGCCUACAACGUCCUCACGGAUCAGGACAAACGCCGGCGCUAUGAUGCGACCGGCCGCACGGACAGGACUGCCGAGGAGGAGUUCGCAGACUCGUUUGGCGGCGGCCGCCUGCAGAAAGAGGCUCGUAGCAAGGAGGCUGAUGAGAAGGCGGUGGUGAACAUGGAGGAGCGCAUCUCAAAGGGGCCUCAAGGUGCGCAUGAGGAGGGCUUCUCUGAGUGGCUUCGCCAGAGAGAUCAGCAGGAGAUGGUCAUGACCGACAAGGACUUCAUGAAGACGGCCCUCUUCAACGCCGCCGAGAUGACACGGCAGGUGCGACAUAGCGGCCUUGUUCAGCAUGUGUUGGGCUCGCCGAAGACCGAUGCCUAUGGCCAGACGCUGGGAGGGGCCGUGCAGGUUCAGUCGAAGCCUCGCCCAGUGAAGAAGUCGAUUGACCACGAUGAGAUCCUCAUCCGAAUGUUGGCUGUGCCCGUGGACGACUCCAUGGUCUAUGCGGAGCUGAACAAGUCCGGUGUCUGCCUGGGAAUGAUUGGCGUCGGCAAGGUUGAGCAGCUUGGUGCCCGCUGUGAGGAACUGAAGGAGGAAGACAUGGUUCUCGUCCUUCCGAAGCCCACCAAGUUCUCUUCCCAGAGGCCGAUCGGCACUUCGCGUACACUCCUGCAUUGCAAUGAGGAGGAUCUCAUCCGCAUCCCCUCAGAGGUGCAGGAGGAGUUGACAGCUGAGCAGAUUUGCCUGGCUCCGACCAUUGUCUGUGCCUAUUUGCUCCUGGAGAUCUUUGGCGCCAAGCUAAAGCCCGGAGACUCCGUGCUGUUGAACGCUGCCCACCUGUCGGCAGCUGGCUCGUCUCUGCUCCAGCUUUGCAAGCUGCUGAAGCUGAAGCCACUAUGCCUUCUACCUCUCCCAGGCGCCCCAAAGAACCUGGUCAAGGGUGAGUAUGGCUCGAAGAGCGCUUGGCAGGAUGCAGACACCCGCGCCCAGCCGCCCAAGAAUGUGCAGACACAGUAUGAGCGCAUUAGCGAGUGGCUGCUUACUAUGGGUGCAGAGGAGGUCUUUCCAGAUGCAGUUGCCCUCCUGCGCUGGCGCGAUCGCAAUCAGCGCAUGCUGCCCAAACUUGCCUUGGAUGGAAUCGCCACCCGUGACUCUGCUGAGCAAUUGGUCCAUUGCCUGCAGCCAGGCGACAAGGAUGCGCAGAUGGUCGUCUACGGCCAUGGCAUCGCUCAGCCGAUUGAGAUCGCACCUCCGCUCCUCUCCGCCUGGGGUGGCAGCUUGAUUGGCUUCAACAUCGCGCGCUGGGUUCAUGCGCUGACGGCCAAUGCCCGAAAGAUGAUGGACGUCAUGGAGAAUAUCACCAAGCUGGUGCGAGCCAACCGCUUUAGCUUGGACACGGUGCUCUACAAGGUGGGCGAAGAUGCCAUCAGUGAUGCCUUCGCGCGGGCGGCCGAUGCGUCGGACAGCGCACAGGUGGUGCUGAUCUUCCCGACACUACAGGAAGAGCUUCAGAAUAACCCUGAAGCCAUGGAUGAGCCUGCCCAGCGUGGUGCAGCCGCAAAGGGCCCUGAGGCUGCAGUGAAGAACGAGGAGGACGAGCGAGAGAAGCUCAAGGAAGACUGGCUGAAGCUGCUCUUCACGGAGGGAAGCAUGGCGGCUACCACGCCGGAGGGUCCCCUCCCUUCCACCAUGGAGCUGGGCGAGAGAAAGCCAGAGACGCUGGUGCUCUGGGUGGGCGACAACCCGAAGGCCGAGAGCGUGGCCCUCAAGGAUGUGGCCAGCGUGCUGGGCCGAGCAGGCCUGUCUUCACUCUCCUGGUCCCAGCAUCCUGCAGGCGAGGGUCUCCUUGAGUUCGAGGUGAACACCCCUGAGGUGACAGAUGGCAGCUGGUACAUGCGCAGCAGGAAGUCUUUCCAAAACGAGGACCUGGACAUGCUCCAUGACAUUGAAGUCUUGGCCCGCUCUUUGGUGGAAGCUGCCGAGCCUAAGCUGAGGGAUGCUGGCCUCGGCUGGAAGAACGUCAUCCUGUGCGGCUUCGGCAAGGGCGCCGGCAUCGCCCUGUACGCCUCGCUCAUGAAGAUCAUCCCGCAGCAGGUCUCGGCCAUGAUCUUCUUCAGCCCGAUUGUGGCAUUCCCUUCGUUCCUGGCGGAACGUUUGAGUGCCCUGCCCCGUGACACAACGCCCGUGAAGAUGUUCCUCGUCUGGGGCAACCGAAACAAGUCCACGCCAGGGUCCUACCGCCAGUUGUUGGCACAGGCGCUCCGCAAGGCUCCAGAGGUGCACCUGACGCCGGACACGCUGCCUGAUGGCGACCACUCUUUCGACGUCAAGGCCUUCGGAGUGCUGAGUUCUCUUCUGCCCCUGUGCCUGCCGCGCUGA
Symbiodinium pilosum is the source of this 2517-nucleotide messenger RNA. The record is from the annotation of a GenBank genome assembly. Lineage: Eukaryota; Dinophyceae; Suessiales; Symbiodiniaceae.